CUGCGUCUUUUCUUCAGAGGAAACUUGGAUCUGUUCAGCGCGUGACACUCAUUUAUCCACUCAAUUAACAGCUAAUUACAAGCCUAUUCUGAAACCCGGACUGUGUGUUUGUCUGUGCGUGAUUCAUCACAGUCCUAACUACGAGCUCAGUGCUGUUAAACCCUGGACGGCUGAAUCAACCUCUGGAGACAUAAACUGGCUAUAGAGACAGUCGGCGGGGGACUCGGGCAGACAUGUCAGACAACGCCUGUUGCGACUUUGAAAUCGACGUGGAAAGUCUGGAGACGGAGAGCGAUGACCUGGCGGACUCCUCCAGCCGCCCCGGCUCGGCACCGCUCGGCGCCGCCGCCUCCGAGGACGACGGAGACGGCAGCAAAGGCGACGACAAGCCGGGCCCCAGCGGCAUGUGUCCGGGGGACCAGAGGAAGCUGAGCCGGACGCCGAAGUGCGCUCGCUGCCGCAACCACGGCGUAGUGUCCUGCCUGAAGGGACACAAGCGCUUCUGCCGCUGGAGGGACUGCCAGUGUGCCAACUGCCUGCUGGUGGUGGAGAGACAGCGUGUGAUGGCGGCGCAGGUGGCCCUGAGGAGGCAGCAAGCCACGGAGGAUAAGAAAGGAAUUUCUGGGAAACAAAUUCCAGCUGAGAGGAGGACGAUUUAUCAGCGGCAUAUUCGACCGUCCACCAUGCUCGCCAAAAGCAUCCUCGAAGGAUACUGUCCGGUGCAGUCUGAUCCAUUCCUGGCGUCCAACCCGUCUCUUCCCCCGCCACUGAGCGAUCGCAUGAGGAAGAGAAGGGCCUUCGCCGACAAGGAGCUGGAAACCAUCAUGCUGGAGCGGGAGUACAAAGAACGAGAGCUGCUGGAGAACAGCCAGGCGGCCACGGCUUCACUCCUCUUCCCUAACAACAUGGUCCACCACGCCGCUGAAUAUAACUCUUACAAGACGGCCUACUCGCCCGCGACUCAGUCUGAGCCGCAGCCCAAAGAGCUAUGCAACUUCCUCGGCCCUAACUGCCUGGAUCUGUCCAUGCAGUAUCCCGCCAGCUCAGCCAACGUCGAGCUCAUCUCCUCCAACGUCAGCGUGGCCACCACCUAUCGCCAUUACCCGCUGCAGCCAUCACGAGGCAGCUUCAUGAUGUGGCCCCGCGGUGCAGCCAACCUGGGUGACGCUCUGCUGUACCAGCAGUGCCUGUUCAAUGCCACGGCGGUGCAGAACAUGAAGCCAGGUGCUGUGUGGGAGCCCAAGGUGAUGCCUGCCGAGAGCCAGCCGCCAGAGCAGGAGACGGCGGCUGCUCUUACUGCUAAACUAGAAGGAUCCCGAGCCGCUGCACUGCAGGACUCAUCAGACCCUCAACGGGCUGAUCCCAAACCUCCGGGUGUCUCCCGGGGAGGACAGAGGGAGUGCUCAGCCUUUUCUCCCCCUAAGAGGAGCUUUGGACAAUCCUUCCACAACAACUCUCAUUCCCAACACUCCAGCCAAGUCCUGAACAAGCUGAGCAAAGACAGCACUAAGCUUUCCAUGAAACUCAACUCCUUUCACUCUCUCAUCCAGCACUCGCUGAGUGAAAAAAACAGCGGCGAGGCCGGGCCGGAGCAUAGGGCUCCAUACUGCAAAGAGCUCUUAGAGGAGGCCGCCCGCAAGUUUAGGGAAAGCUCGGCUAUAGACAUUCAGACCGUCAAAAUCACUGACCGGUACGCCAAAGACUUUCCGUCCAAGCCUGUGGGGACCAAGAUGGCGUCCAGUGAGUCUUUGUCCUUCUCUGUGGAAGCCAUACUGAAGAGACCCACACCUGCCAUGAGUCGAGCAUUCCAUUAAUUCCCAUUAAGUCUUUUCUUGCACUAUAAAUGUCAGGUUUGUCUCAGUUAGAGGGCGUCUCAAGUUGGAGUUUUGGGGUCAAACUAAAUCUUAAACACACAGACACUACAUCAGAAAUUAGACCAGCUAGAGAUUAUUUUUUUCCCAAUGUAAUAUUUAUGUACAGUAUAUUAUACUUUACAUGUGCAUGUUUAAUAACUUUAUUGUGUAGAGUAUUUAAAUAUUAUCCCAAUGUUUUCCUCAUGUCAAUAAACUUUAUAAGACUGAACUCUUUCAAUAAAAA
Molecule: messenger RNA, 2097 nt
Organism: Micropterus salmoides (largemouth bass)
Lineage: Eukaryota; Metazoa; Chordata; Actinopteri; Centrarchiformes; Centrarchidae
Gene: dmrt2a
Product: doublesex and mab-3 related transcription factor 2a
Exons: 4
Coding region: 234-1814 (526 amino acids)
Biological process (GO): sex differentiation; regulation of transcription by RNA polymerase II
Cellular component (GO): nucleus
Molecular function (GO): RNA polymerase II cis-regulatory region sequence-specific DNA binding; DNA-binding transcription factor activity, RNA polymerase II-specific
Source: RefSeq, a predicted model, not a curated record